Molecule: messenger RNA, 2655 nt
Organism: Siniperca chuatsi (mandarin fish)
Lineage: Eukaryota; Metazoa; Chordata; Actinopteri; Centrarchiformes; Sinipercidae
Product: protocadherin gamma-C5-like
Biological process (GO): homophilic cell-cell adhesion
Cellular component (GO): plasma membrane
Molecular function (GO): calcium ion binding
Source: RefSeq, a predicted model, not a curated record
AGCCCGAGAUGAGAGGAGGAUGCGUUUAAACACUCAGAUUAAAUAAUAAACCUUUAAUUUACAUCUCACGAUACGCAAAUAUGGUUAUUUCCAGAGUACAGCAAGUUCAUUGUUGGAUGGAUUUUCGCAUUGACCUCUUUAUUCUGAACAAUAUUUCGAUGGGAAAUAACGUCGUAUUGUAACGGACCGGGGAUGACAAAGAGAAUGGGAUACCGAGACUGGAGGUGGCUUGCGCUUUGGUGGCAUCAUUUCUUUCUCUUGUGGAGUACAAUAGACGGACAGACUCGUUACAGCAUCCCGGAGGAACUGGAACUGGGCUCUAUGGUUGGAAAUCUAGCCAAAGAUCUGGGUUUGGGACUAUCAGACAUUUUUGACCGUAAACUGCGUGUCGCCUCGGAGGCUGGUGAGCAGUAUUUCAGCGUGGAUGCGGGGAAGGGCGAGCUGGUGGUGAAUGACAGAAUAGACAGAGAGGCUUUAUGCGGACAAAGCGCCAGCUGUGUUCUACCUCUGCAGGUUGUAAUAGAGAACCCGCUACAGUUACACCGGAUAGAAGUGGAAAUAAGAGACGUAAAUGACAAUUCUCCUAAUUUUCUCAAAAGCGAUCAUAUAAUAGAAAUAGCUGAAUCCACCGUUGUAGGUGUGCGUUUUCCCUUAGAGAGUGCAGAGGAUCCUGAUGUUGGGAGUAACGGAUUAAAGACGUACACACUUAGCAAAGAUGAGUGCUUUACUUUAAAAGUUAAAGAAAUUGAAAAUGGACGAAAAAUUCCAGAAUUGGUAUUAAAUAAAUCAUUAGACCGCGAGAAAAAAGCUAUUCACAAUUUAUUUCUUACUGCUAUGGACGGAGGCAAUCCUGUCAAGUCUGGAACUUCAAAAAUAACUGUAAAUGUGCUUGAUAUUAACGACAAUGUGCCAUUAUUCGAAAAUACUUUUUAUAAAAUUGCUAUUCAAGAAAACAGUGCAAUCGGCUCCUUUGUACUUACAACAAAAGCAACCGAUAUAGAUGAGGGUCCAAAUGGAGAAAUUGAGUACUCGCUUGGUAUACACACACCACCAUCAGUGCUGUCAUUAUUUCAUAUAGAUGCUGUAACGGGAGAUAUAUUUUUAAAAAACCAGCUGGACCACGAAACUCAAGCCUCAUAUCGAAUAGACAUUAGUGCAAAAGACAAAGGUUUGCCUAAAAUGGAGGGUCACUGCAGUGUGCAGGUGGAUGUCUUAGACGUAAAUGAUAACGCCCCAGAAAUUGUGCUGACUUCAAAAUCCACUUCUGUGCCCGAAGACUCUGGCAGUGGGACAGUAGUGGCUUUACUCAGCGUCCGUGACCUUGAUUCCGGUGAUAACGGUAAAGUGACGUUACAACUUCCCAAACGUUCUCCUUUCACUCUUAAACCAUCCUUCUCUAAUAAUUACGCACUGGUUACCAGUGGUCCUUUAGACCGAGAGAGUUUCUCAGAAUAUAAUAUUGAGGUAACAGCCGCUGAUUUAGGCUCUCCUCCCCUCUCUAGUAAGAACAUUAUACCUGUCAGCAUCACUGAUGUGAAUGACAACCCUCCUGUAUUCACUCAGCCCUCCUAUAAUGUAUAUUUAAAAGAGAAUGGGGUACCAGGGUCUAUACUGUACUCAGUAUCAGCAUCUGAUCUGGAUUUUGGUGAAAACGCCAAAAUCUCUUACUCUAUACUGGACUCUAAAGUGCAGGACGUGUCUGUCUCGUCUUAUGUUUACAUUAACUCAGAUAACGGCAGCAUCUACAGCAUGCACUCGUUUGACUAUGAGAAACUGAAGGUGUUUCAGAUUCAGGUUCAGGCAAAGGACCAGGGCUCUCCGUCUCUCAGCAGCAACGCCACUGUCCACGUGUUUAUCCUGGACCAGAACGACAAUGCCCCGCUGUUAUUUACCCCUCCUCGCUGCCCUGGGCUCCUCUCUCAUCAGAGGAUGCCCCGCUCCGCUAAAGCGGGUCACCUGGUCACUAAGGUGACGGCCGUGGACGCUGACUCGGGCCAUAACGCCUGGAUCUCCUACAGACUGGCGGAGGCCACAGACGCCUCUCUGUUCACCGUCAAUCUGUACACAGGGGAGGUGAGGACUAAACGCGCUGCGUCCGAGCAGGACGACUCCUCUCAGAGGCUGCUUAUAGAGAUCAAGGACGACGGGGAACCGGUCCAGUCCGCCACCGUCACGGUGUCCAUCCUGCUGGAGGACGGCCUCCAUGAGCCCAUCUUAGACCUCCGACAGAAAGCGGCCGAGCCCAGCAAGAAAACUGGGAGAAUCACCCUUUAUUUGAUCCUCUCUCUGGCCUCGGUGUCCGUGCUGUCUCUGCUGACUUUUCUCAUCUUAGCGGUUAAAUGCAUCAGGAACAGCAGAAGCAGCGGUAGUUGCUGCAUGAGACGGACCGACUGUGAUGAUUACAAGAACCCCAACAGAAACCUGCAGAUUCAGCUCAACACCGAUGGACCUAUAAAGUACGUGGAGGUCCUGGGAGGAGACAUGUUGUCUCAGAGUCAGUCCUUCAGGUCCUGUAUGUCUCCGAUGUCAGAGUACAGUGAUUUCACGUUGAUUAAACCCAGCAGCACCACCGACUUUAAGGAGGUGAUCAGUGUCCUGGAUGCGUCUUUACCCGACAGCACCUGGACCUUUGAGAGCCAGCAGGUGAGCAGAUGA